AUGCCGUUCAUUCUCUCAAGUGAAGCCAGCCAAUGCUGCUAUUGCAGCCGCGAAGGCUUCGAAUAUCUUUGCAAUAUCUGCGCGGGCAACCUCGUAGAUUACACUGCUCCAGUCGCCACAACCGCCAAUAUGGACAUACCUAGUCCAAGAGCAGCACAUGAUAUGGAGAAAAUGGCAUCGCAGCCGUCAAAACGUGUCGAGUCCUUCUCCGAAAAUGAGAAGAAAAAAGAGAAGCAUAUCUCCCGGCUUUUGCGACCAGCUCAGACACUCGAGCCAACCCUCCCGCGACGUAGAUCGCUCUUCAGAUCUUUCCGCGACCGAAUAUUCGAAGAGAAACCGAGGGACAAUUGCAUGGAGGCCAACAAGGAAGAGACAAAUGAUAUUGGCCGACUAUUGGAAACUGUGUUGGAAGAUUCGCUUUCUGCAGAGACUGAAACCACCAGAAUGGAUAUCAAACAAAGAUCUCGAACCUCUACGAAUCAAUCAGCUACACGGCGCCUGGGAAAGAAGAGCAAGAGCACCGACUUGCGACACUCCUUCUCGAUAGACUCGGAUUUACAGGACCAAACGCGAACAGCAGUGGCUGUAGAGGUCAACCGCAUCGAGGCCAGACAGAUCGUCUGCAAAACGUAUUCAAAGAAAUCCGUUCCAACUAAAAGCCAUUCGAUCAAAAGAAAGCCGAUACCAGCAAGAACAUCAAGUCUCAAUGCCACGAAAGCCUUGAAUGGGCAAGUUGCCGGAGAUCAAAGCACAAAAGUAUUGAUCGAAGACGCGGGGCAUGACUUUGAAGCUUUCGGCGUUCAUGGGAACCACAGGAAUAGUCGAACUCUAUCAUUAGAAGAGUCUUUUACGUCGAAGGGGAAGGGGGCUGCCACCAAGACCACAUCGAGCAUCGAACCUUGUCAGUUCUGCGGAUCCGGAGUCUGCAAAGAGUGUCCGCCAAUACAAAGAGUCGUACAUCUAGAUAUGACCAUGUCUAAGACAUUCUGCGAAGAUUUUCGACAAUGUAACACUUUUUGCAAACACCAACUCUGUGCGGAUAUUAUAGACACAGCGAUUAUCAAAUGUGGCAGCUGCGGGCAUCGCGCCUGUGACAAUUGCAAGGAGAUUGUGACACACCGGGUACAAUUUCACCCAAACACAAAGGUCGGAAACCCUGGGAAGAUAUUGCAAAUCCAAAAGAAGCCGGAAACAUUCUGCAUUUGUUGCAUGUGCGAAGCCCAGAAGAAGGAUUACCAUCAAGUUCAGCUGAAAUUGAUUAACAACCGAGUAAGAUUUACAGUUUGA
Glarea lozoyensis ATCC 20868 is the source of this 1287-nucleotide messenger RNA. RefSeq lists its product as uncharacterized. The coding region runs from base 1 to 1287 and encodes 428 amino acids. Lineage: Eukaryota; Fungi; Ascomycota; Leotiomycetes; Helotiales; Helotiaceae. The record is from RefSeq and is a predicted model, not a curated record. The transcript has a single exon.